AUGAAGCCUUCAAUGCAAGAAGAGGUGGAGGAUGACCUUGCAGCUGAAGAAGAGAAUAAGCUUAUCAACGAGGAAUAUAAGACUUGGAAGAAGAACGCGCCAUAUCUUUAUGAUGUUCUCAUCACCCAUGCUCUUGAGUGGCCAAGUCUAACGUGUCAAUGGUUCCCUGACACUGAGUUUUCGUAUGAAGGCCAUCGAGUCCUUCUCGGGACACACACUUCCGGACAAGCCCAAGACUACCUACAGAUAGCGACAGUUCAGCUUCCCGAUCAAGAUAGCAACUCCUCUGGGGGUCUCGACCGCUGGGGCUACGAUGAUGAGCGCGGCGAAUUGGGCGGUCAUACGAUUCCUCAGCAACCCCGCGUUCAAAUAAUUCAAAAGAUCAACCAUGCGGGAGAAGUCAAUCGCGCGCGAUGCAUGCCGCAGAAUCCAGACUUAAUUGCGACGAAGGCUGUUUCUGGCGAGGUGUUCGUUUUCAAUCGAACCAGACAUCCAAGUGAGCCUGAACGGGGGGGGAUAUGUAAGCCAGAUAUCCGGCUUGUGGGUCAACACAAAGAGGGAUUCGGUUUAGCAUGGAACACUGUCCAGGAGGGUAACAUUCUCGGAGCCUCGGAAGAUAUGACUGUAUGCUACUGGGACAUACAUGCGUACACGAAAGCUAGGACUACCAUCGAACCGCUAGUAGUCUUCAAAGGCCAUACAUCUGUCGUCGGCGAUGUGGACUGGAAUAGCCAGAAGGGCGACGUGUUUGCAAGUGUAGGUGACGACAAGAUGCUCAUGAUUUGGGACAAGCGGGUAUCAGCGGAACCGACCACCAAGAUACAAGCACACGACCGAGAGAUCUUGACUGUUGCAUUCAGUCCUUCCACGGACUAUUUGCUGCUCACAGGCAGUGCGGAUCAUACAAUUGCCCUACAUGAUAUGCGAUUGCCUACCAAGCGUUUGCAUACCUUUGAAUCCCACACUGAUGAAGUUCUACACGUUGCAUGGUCACCACAAAAUCCCACUGUAUUUGCUUCCGCUUCCAGCGACAGGAGAAUCAAUGUUUGGGACCUAUCUCAGAUAGGUGUUGAGCAAACACCCGAUGAUCAAGAGGAUGGCCCACCGGAGCUCAUGUUCAUUCACGGAGGACACACCUCACGUCCUACCGACUUCUGUUGGGCUCCUGGGAGAGACAACAAUUGGACGGUAGCAAGCACGUCAGAGGACAACGUUGUCAUGGUCUGGCAACCAACAAUGCAUGUGUGGGCCGCAGAGCAGGUUAGAAUACAUGUCGAAGAGCUCGAGGAACCCAUGGAAGGUGUUGAAAGUGCUGCUGAUAGUAUCUCUGAACCUUCCGGGGACGGGCAAGCGGGAGCAAAAAAUGACAAUAGUGAGAAGUAA
Messenger RNA from Fibroporia radiculosa, 1383 nucleotides. RefSeq lists its product as uncharacterized. Gene Ontology annotation, cellular component: cytoplasm; Rpd3L complex; nucleus. Bases 1 to 1383 code for a protein of 460 amino acids. NCBI's taxonomy places the organism in Eukaryota, Fungi, Basidiomycota, Agaricomycetes, Polyporales, Fibroporiaceae. The record is from RefSeq and is a predicted model, not a curated record. The transcript has 10 exons. Gene Ontology annotation, molecular function: histone binding. Gene Ontology annotation, biological process: regulation of gene expression.